AAGUUUGUGGAGGACUGAACGUUUUCGGAGGGAGAACCUCACAAGGGGGUCUCGGCCCCGACCGCCCCACCACCCACCCCGACUUCAGAAUCCCACGUCCCACUGUCCCUCGCUGAGGAUUUGGAGAUUGCUGGGCGUGGAAAACAAAAACCUGUCCGUGGGAGGUGAAUCUACCGUGUGCCAUGUUUUUCUAGUGAGGUCUCAUCUUCUGCCAAAAUGAGGAGGCUGAUGCCCGGCUCGCCUCCGCCCGUCCUGCCAGCCAUCUUGGCUCUUACCUUAGCCGCUGCCUUACCUCAGCUGUCCUCAGGAGCCACGCCGUUCCCCCAGGACCUGGAGCCAAUCAGCAUCGUGGGCAGAGAGUCCUCCUAUCUCUACCCCAGCUUCCAGGGUCUCAUGUCGGACAAUGACACCGUCCGCCUGGGCCUGGACUUCCAGCGGAUGCUGAGGAUCAACCACAUGCUCUACAUCGCUGCUCGGGACCAUGUGUUUGCCGUCAAUCUUGCUGUGUCAUCUGAGCAGAUAAUCCCACGACAGAAACUGACUUGGAAGACGAAGGAUGUGGAGAAAUGCACUGUGAGGGGGAAAAACAGCGACGAAUGUUACAACUACAUCAAAGUUCUCGUGCCGCGCAACGACGAGACGCUUUUCGCCUGCGGCACCAACGCCUUCAACCCCACCUGCCGCAACUACAAGAUGUCCACACUGGAGCAGGAGGGAGAGGAGGUGGUGGGACAAGCUCGUUGUCCCUUUGAGUCCCGGCAGUCCAACGUCGGGCUUUUCGCAGGUGGGGAUUUCUACUCGGCCACUAUGACGGAUUUCUUGGCAAGCGAUGCAGUGAUCUACAGAAGUCUGGGAGAAAGUAGCCCCGUCCUCCGCACGGUCAAGUACGACUCCAAAUGGCUGCGAGAGCCCCAUUUUCUCCACGCUAUUGAGUACGGGAACUACGUGUACUUCUUCUUCAGCGAGAUCGCGGUGGAGUACACCACACUUGGCAAGGUGGUUUUCUCCAGAGUCGCUCGUGUUUGCAAGAACGACAACGGCGGCUCCCCGAGGGUGCUGGAACGUUACUGGACAUCGUUCCUCAAAGCCCGGCUGAACUGCUCCGUCCCCGGUGACUCCUUCUUCUACUUUGACGUCCUGCAGUCGCUGACCAACGUGCUGCAGAUCAACCACCGGCCGGCCGUGCUCGGCGUCUUCACCACACAGGCAAACAGCAUCACCGGCUCGGCGGUCUGUGCUUUCUACAUGGACGACAUAGAAAAGGCGUUCAGUGGCAAAUUCAAAGAGCAGAGGAACAGCGAGUCGGCGUGGACACCUGUUCCAGAGGAGCAAGUCCCGAAACCAAGGUGA
Messenger RNA from Paralichthys olivaceus (Japanese flounder), 1350 nucleotides. Lineage: Eukaryota; Metazoa; Chordata; Actinopteri; Pleuronectiformes; Paralichthyidae. The record is from RefSeq and is a predicted model, not a curated record.